CCGCGUCAUUCGCGCGCCCGAAGUGACCUCAGCACAUGCGCCGCUAUGUUUUGGAAACAGCCGGGGGGAGCCCAAAGCCGCUCACUGCAACGGACAGCUGUUUGUGUCGCGUGCACGGACUUCUGAAAGUGAAAACAUGCCAAAGCCCCCGAAGAAGUCGCGCACCGGUCAGCCCUCCAUCAGCAGGUACUUCGGAGGUCCGAGCGGCGGCGCCUCCGUUAACCAGAACCCUGCUCCGCACCAGCUCUCAAGAGGCAAGAAGAAACUUUCCCCCGAUCACGGCGAUUUGGGAUUGUCAACAAAGCGAGCCAAGCUCUGUGUCCGAGACCAGCAGCAGGAGGAGCAUUUGGACUGUGAGCCAGCAUCCCGUCAGAGCACUGGAGAGCCGGCGCUAGCGAGGAGCCGGGGGGCAAUCGGCCUCUGCACCUCCACCCGGGAGAAGCUGCAAGGGUUCACCUGCUCGGCUGAACCCGGUGUUGCUCAGAGAGGAGAAGGGAAGACGGGUGGUGCCAAUAGCAGUAAGAUCUGUGACGAUGGAGGUGGCGGUGGUGGCGGCGGUGGUGGCGCUCGGCCUACCAGUGAUGGAACAGAUCAAUGCGGCAAUGAAAACAGCCUCCAACAUCCAGAGGAGGAGCUGGAAGAGGAGGAUGAGAAUGAGUGGGAGGAGGACGAGGAGGUCAAAGACGAGAAGGGUUCAGGGAUCGCUGCUGCAAAACAGGGGUUCCGCUUGUCUCAGUUUGCCAAGUCAGGAGGAGGAGGAGGAGGAGGAGGAGGACGGGGAGGAAGACGGGGUGCAAUGCCGAGUCCUCCGUCAGACUCCGGCAACCCCUCCAGACGCUCGAAGAGCGCGUACACCCCCCUGGAGCAGCAGGUCAUCCAGCUGAAACAGCAGCACAAGGACGCCUUGCUGGCUGUGGAGUGUGGAUACAAGUACAGGUUCUUUGGGGAGGACGCAGAGAUCGCUGCGAAGGAGCUGAAUAUCUUCUGUCACCUGGAUCAUAACUUCAUGACGUGCAGCAUCCCCACGCACCGCUUGUUUGUGCACGUCCGCCGCCUGGUGUCCCGCGGACACAAGGUCGGUGUGGUCAAGCAGACGGAGACGUCUGCGAUCAAGGCUUCGGGAGCCAAUAGGAACGCUCUGUUUUCCCGUCAGCUGAGUGCUCUGUACACCAAGUCCACUCUGGUGGGAGAGGACGUGAACCCGGUCUGCAGACUUGGCGAUGUGGAGGAGGGGGUCUGUGGUGACGUGGUGUCGGACCCCCCAGACAGCUUCCUGCUGUGUGUCAGUGAGAACUGGGACAAACCCAAGAAGCAGCUCACAGUGGGGCUGGUGGCGGUUCAGCCCAGCACAGGAGACGUGUUGCUGGACUGCUUCCCAGAUGGUCAGUCCCGCUCCGAGCUGGAAGGUCGCGUCCUAAAGAUUAACCCCGUUGAGAUCCUGGUGCCCUCUGACCUCUCGGAGCAAACCCACAGACUCCUCCAGAGCAUCGCUAAUGCCAGCGCUCAGGCCGAUGACCGAGUGAGAGUCGAGAGGAGGGACAGCGCUCAGUUUGAGUUUGCCUCUGCGAUGAACACAGCCACCGAGUUCUACUGCCACGCCCCGGAGAAAGGCUCUCGCUCUCUGUCGAGUGUCGCGUCCUUGGAGAGCCCAGUGAUCUGCUGUCUGGGGCCGCUCAUUCAGUACCUCCAAGAAUUCAACUUGGAAAGAGUUCUUAGGAGCGAAAGCUCGUUCCAACGGCUGUCCUGCGAGUCGGAGGGCAUGAGCCUGAGCGCCGCCACCCUCCGGAACCUGGAGAUCCUCAACAAUCAGACAGAUGGCGGCGCGAGGGGCAGUCUGUUGUGGGUGUUGGAUCACACUCGCACUCCGUUUGGGAGGAGACUGAUGAGGAAGUGGGCGAGCCGGCCCCUCACAGACCCGCGGUCUAUCUCGGAGAGGCAGGACGCCGUGCAGGAGAUCCUCGAGUCGCAAUCGCUCACUUUGAAUGCCGUCAAAUCCCUGUUGUCGCAUUUGCCUGACCUGGAGAGAGGCAUCUGCAGCAUAUACCACAAAAAGUCUUCCACGCAGGAGUUUUACCUCAUUAGCAGCGGCCUUUCUCGACUGGGAAGUGAACUGCGGGCCUUGCUCCCAGCGGUCCAGUCCCAGAUCAGCUCCGCGCUCCUCCGAGGCCUCUUGUUGGACACGCCGGACCUGCUGGCUCCGGCCCACAGCCACCUCGAGGUGCUCAAUGAAAGGGCCGCCAAGACGGGAAAUAAGACGGAGCUGUUCUCAGACCUGUCUGGCUUCCCGGUGCUUCGGGAAAGAAGAGAACAGAUCCAGACCGUCGUCGGCCAGAUCCAAGACCACCGCAAAGACAUCCGACGGACGCUGAAGGCCCCGGCGCUGGACUACGCCACCGUCUCUGGACAGGAGUUUCUGAUUGAGGUGAAGAACUCGUUGUCGUCCACUGUUCCACCUGACUGGGUCAAAAUCAGCAGCACCAAGGCAGUCAGCAGGUAUCACUCUCCCUUCCUGGCGGAGCGCUACAAGAAGCUGCUGCAGCUCCGAGAGCAGCUGCUGCUGGACUGCCAGAGGGAGUGGACACAUUUUCUGGAUCAGUUUGGGGAGCACUAUCACACCAUGAAAAGGGCUAUUAGUCACCUAGCAACCAUGGACUGUCUCUUUUCAUUGGCUGAGGUGGCUAAACAAGGGGACUAUUGCAGACCAGAGGUGUGUGACGGUCGGCGUGAGAUUAUGAUCCAGGACGGCAGACACCCUGCCAUCGACUUACUGAUGGGAGAGCACAACCAGUAUGUGCCCAACCUCACCAAACUACAGGGCGAUGGCAGGAGAACUAUGAUAAUCACUGGUCCUAAUAUGGGGGGUAAGAGCUCCUACAUCCGCCAGGUGGCCCUGAUUUGUGUUCUGGCUCAGAUGGGCUCCUACGUCCCGGCCUCUGAGGCCCGCCUGGGCGUGCUGGACGGCAUCUAUACCAGGAUGGGGGCUUCGGACAACAUUUACAAAGGCCGCAGCACUUUCAUGGAAGAGCUGACCGAAGCCUCGGAGAUCAUUCGCCGCGCAACCGAGCGCUCAUUAGUCAUCCUCGAUGAACUGGGACGGGGAACCAGCACCCACGAUGGGAUCGCCAUCGCCUAUGCCACCCUGAAGUACUUCAUCAAAGAUGUGAAAGCCCUCACCCUGUUUGUGACCCAUUACCCUCCUCUGUGCGAGCUGGAGCAGGUGUAUCCUGAACACGUGUCGAACUACCAUAUGGCUUUCCUUCUCAAUGAACCUGACAUCGCCGCUGACACUGGCGACGGAGAGGUUCAGCCAGAGUUCAUCACUUUCCUCUACCAGUUAACUGAAGGAGCUGCAGGGCGGAGCUACGGCCUGAAUGUCGCCCGAUUGGCUGACAUCCCAGACGACAUACUGCACACCGCCUCUCGCAAAGCCAGAGAACUGGAGAGCGUCGUCAACGGCAAGAGGAUAAACCACACGAUGCCAGGCACAGGUGUGCCGCUUACGAUCGAGUUAGGGAGCUGAACACAGCAAAUUCUCCGUCUUGUGCAGUCAAAGCGACAGCGUGAAGCACUUUCUCCGAAUACGGCCUUCCAUCGCCGUACAUUUGUACACCGCAUCUCCUCGCUCUGUAGCAGACGGCCUGCUGGGAGUUCAGUGCUGCUUAAGCCUCUCCAGAAGUAAUCCUCACCAUAUGAAAUAUGUCAGCUCGGACACACACAAACACGCAGCCAUGCCUCUCUGUCAAUGUAAUCCUUCCUUUAUUAAAUGUUUGUCUUUUUUGGAGGGAAGACACGCUGAGCACACAAUCGCUGAGCUGCUGGUCAGAGGUUAGGAACAGGGAUGUCAUUGUACACACACACCCCUCCCACACAAGCUAUGUGAGGAUAUACAAUACAUACAAUAUUUUUGUUGAAGCAACAGUUCUGUGUCUUUAUCUAUAGGAAGAAUAAGAAGAAUAGGAAACUUCUCUCAGCUCUCUUGAGCAUCUCGGGCAGAUCGUCCCUCGCGGAGUGGCUGCUGUCCACCGCUUGAGAUCGGCGCCAUGAAGAAGAGAGCACAGAGCCAUCAGUGGAGGAGCAUGCUCAAAGAAGAGUGGACAAGGGAGAAGUGAUAACUCGUUUCACUGAUUGGAGUAGAGGGGUUGUUGCUGCUCUCUUUGCUAGUGAGAGUGUGUGUGUGUGUGUGGGAGAAAAGGAUUUAACUCACCAUCAUCUGUACUGUAACCUAAUUGCCAGAAUAUCAAUAAAUACCUGUACUAGACAA
Molecule: messenger RNA, 4261 nt
Organism: Cyclopterus lumpus (lumpfish)
Lineage: Eukaryota; Metazoa; Chordata; Actinopteri; Perciformes; Cyclopteridae
Gene: msh3
Product: mutS homolog 3 (E. coli)
Exons: 24
Coding region: 137-3520 (1127 amino acids)
Biological process (GO): somatic recombination of immunoglobulin gene segments; mismatch repair; mitotic recombination
Cellular component (GO): nucleus
Molecular function (GO): ATP binding; mismatched DNA binding; ATP-dependent DNA damage sensor activity
Source: RefSeq, a predicted model, not a curated record